Molecule: messenger RNA, 507 nt
Organism: Candoia aspera
Lineage: Eukaryota; Metazoa; Chordata; Lepidosauria; Squamata; Candoiidae
Gene: SNRPD3
Product: small nuclear ribonucleoprotein D3 polypeptide
Exons: 3
Coding region: 41-421 (126 amino acids)
Biological process (GO): spliceosomal snRNP assembly; RNA processing
Cellular component (GO): U1 snRNP; U5 snRNP; commitment complex
Molecular function (GO): RNA binding
Source: RefSeq, a predicted model, not a curated record
GCACGCCGGGACGCGCUUCUUCCUCCGCGCCGCGGCGACCAUGUCCAUCGGGGUGCCCAUCAAGGUGCUGCACGAGGCCGAGGGGCACAUCGUCACCUGCGAGACCAACACCGGCGAGGUCUACCGCGGGAAGCUCAUCGAGGCCGAGGACAACAUGAACUGCCAGAUGUCGAACAUCACGGUGACGUAUCGCGACGGGCGCGUGGCGCAGCUGGAGCAGGUGUACAUCCGCGGCAGCAAGAUCCGCUUCCUGAUCCUGCCCGACAUGCUGAAGAACGCGCCGAUGCUCAAGAGCAUGAAGAACAAGAACCAGGGCUCGGGCGCCGGGCGCGGCAAGGCCGCCAUCCUCAAGGCGCAGGUGGCUGCAAGAGGAAGGGGACGUGGAAUGGGGCGUGGCAACAUUUUCCAGAAGCGGCGAUAACUUAGGAUCAAACUCUGCUUUGGUGAACAAAAAAUUGCGCUAAACUGUAACUUGUGUGUGCUUUAAUAAACAUGUUUCUUACAAAA